GUGAUGUGGCUGGGGCUUCGCCGGCCUCACUAUGUCUGCCAUUUUCAAUUUUCAGAGUCUGUUGACUGUAAUCUUGCUGCUUAUAUGUACCUGUGCUUAUAUCCGAUCCUUGACACCCAGUGUCCUGGACAGAAAUAAAACUGGAUUGUUGGGUAUAUUUUGGAAGUGUGCCAGGAUUGGUGAACAAAAGAGUCCUUCUGUUGCAGUAUGCUGCAUAGUGAUGGCCUUCAGCAUCCUGUUCAUACAGUAGCUUGGGAAAACUCCAGAAUUUAAUUGCCAUCAAAUUUCAAUAUGAAAAAGGACUAUCUGCAGAAAAUAACGGAAAGAAUGGUUAACCCUUUUAUCUCUGAACAUUGAGUGAGAUACAUUUCCAGCUGCUGUUCUCCAAUUUUGUUAUUGGACCAAUGUUCUCUAUAAAUACUCAAUGAGUUUAAUAUGUCAGUAUGUUUGUAACAAUCAACCUCAGUAUUGUCACUACAAUAAUACAUUCUGCCAGUGUUGUUCUGUUGUAUCAGAUACCAAUUUUCAGUGAGAUAU
Molecule: messenger RNA, 537 nt
Organism: Chrysochloris asiatica (Cape golden mole)
Lineage: Eukaryota; Metazoa; Chordata; Mammalia; Afrosoricida; Chrysochloridae
Product: protein kish-A-like
Exons: 1
Coding region: 32-250 (72 amino acids)
Biological process (GO): protein secretion; intracellular transport
Source: RefSeq, a predicted model, not a curated record